CAAAUGCGCUUGAAUUGACUCAUAACAUCAAGCCGGUCAUGUGCGCAGAUGGUACUAAACUUCUUCUUUUCUGCGCAGCAUGUCUUGACAAGCCAAAACAACAUGGCGGAUCCUGGAAAGAGAGGAGCUCCCAAAAAGAGAUGCCAUAGCUGCAAUGGCAGCAAUGCCCUUGCACGAAGAGUUUGUACAACGUGCAAGGCCCCUUUCCCUCCCCCCAAAAAGAAGGAAAUGAGGGGGGAUGGGAAUAUCACCCACCAAAGAGGACAUCUUUUCGAUAGGGCAGAUGUCCUUCAAAAGGAGCACGGCGUGGAUGUGGUCGUCCUUAUGUUUGGACGGCACGGCAAAGGGACGACCACAUCCUGCUACGGCACAAGAGGAAGGGGCCUGAAGUUUAUCGGGGACCAGCAGGAGGCCAAACCUGACGAGGAUGGCCAACUUGCCUUCCGCUUGUUUGAUAGAUUCAUGAGAGCCCAAAGAAAAACACCCGCGGCAACAACACCACCCACGGGGGCACCCGCGGCGACAACACCACCCACGGCAGCACCCGCGGCGACAACACCACCCACGGCAGCACCCGCGGCGACAAUACCACCCACGGGGGCACCCGCGGCUACAACACCACCCACGGGGGCACCCGCGGCGACAACACCAACCGAGGCGGCGUCAACAUGAACAUAGCAUGCUCCAUGUACAAAACAAAAUCAAUCAGUUUAUUUUUCAA
Messenger RNA from Nematostella vectensis (starlet sea anemone), 721 nucleotides. RefSeq lists its product as uncharacterized. The record is from RefSeq and is a predicted model, not a curated record. The coding region runs from base 49 to 672 and encodes 207 amino acids. Lineage: Eukaryota; Metazoa; Cnidaria; Anthozoa; Actiniaria; Edwardsiidae. The transcript has 5 exons.